Molecule: messenger RNA, 2936 nt
Organism: Acanthopagrus latus (yellowfin seabream)
Lineage: Eukaryota; Metazoa; Chordata; Actinopteri; Spariformes; Sparidae
Product: zinc finger protein 358-like
Exons: 4
Coding region: 296-1780 (494 amino acids)
Biological process (GO): regulation of transcription by RNA polymerase II
Molecular function (GO): DNA-binding transcription factor activity; RNA polymerase II cis-regulatory region sequence-specific DNA binding
Source: RefSeq, a predicted model, not a curated record
CCAGCAGCGCCUCUCCUCACCUCCUCACCUGUCCACUGACACACACAGCUGCCCGAGAGAAACAACAAACUGACGUCAUCAUUGGGCGACUCUCUCACCUCACCUAAAAGAGCCACAACUGUCUUGAACACACUAAAAGACGACAGGCAGUGUGAAAUACACGGAGCUUCUUGCAUGUCCGCCGUGUCUCGGCGGUGUGUGGAUCUGUUGACGGCCGUGCACCGCAGCAGCAGCAGCCGCUGCCGUCGCCGCCGCCCGCAUCUGUCCGUACAGGAGCAGGCACACAGACCUGGCGAUGAUGGCGGACUGUGUCGGCUUUCAAGCGCAAAUCGCCUCGAUUAUAGAAAUAUUGGCCAAUUCUGCGGUGGCGGAGAUCUGUAAAUUGGUGGACGAUGGCUACGCGGCGCUGCGCUCCCAGAUGGAUCAGGAGCGGGAGAAGAGCGAGAAGGAGAACGAUACGCUGCGACAGAAACUGCGAGAAAUGGACGUGAAGAUGCGGAGUUACGAGAGGAAAAUGAGGAGACGAAGUCAGCGGGAGGAAAUGCACGCCGUUCAUUUUAGGCCACCCGAAGUACCUGAUGACCAUCAGCUUCUGGUGCCAGCUCUUACUACCUCCUCUGAAGAUGAACCCUUUCAACAUGUUUCAAAGCAGGAGGACACCCAGGUGUUGACUCUGGUGAAGCAGGAGAAAGUGGAGGGAGAUGACUGCAACCUGGACCUCAAGGUGGAGGUCAACAUCAGGGCAGAAUGUGGCCUGUCUACUGCCCUGGAGCCCAGUGAGGAGACCCCACCCAGUGACAUUGUUCUUGGCACCAGUGUCACCAACAUCACCACCUCCACUGCCCAGCCCUCCCCCUCUCCAACUGACGCCACAAUGGACCUGACCUGCAGGCCUCGAGCAAAACGUAAAGCCAGCAAGCCUCUAAGCAACAGUGUAACAGUCAGCAGUGGGGGGAUCCCGGGCCCUGAGGCUGUUCACAGGGACCUGGGAGGGAGCCUGACAGAUGGUGCUAUGAAGCCAGAUAUUGAGACAGGGGAUCCUACAGAAGACGAACUCCAUCAUUCUCAGCUGUCAGCCCCUGUAGCGUCAGAUGAGCCCAGCCCUGACCGCCUCAACAGCCUGGGCCUGGACCUGGCCUGGAUGCAGGAGAGGGUCAGCCAUCUUGGUGCAGCAUAUGCAGUAGCGCAGCUGGGUUUGGGGAACACAGAAACCGGCCACCCCUCUGCCUCCUUCCCCUCUCAUGGAGGAGGAGACAAUCUAGAUGGCCCUCCAACCAUGCUCUUCACAGGUGGCACUCAUGAAAUGGCUGCUUUUGCUGCCUCCUUUGACAUGGCUGCUGCCGCUGCUGUUGUGGCCGCACCCCCUCCCCCUGCAGCUCCUUCUGUCACUACGACCAGCCAGAGGCGACCUUACAGGAGCAGCACUGCCGCAACUAAAGAACCUGUGGUGUGCGCUGUGUGCGGCCGUAUCUUUCCUAGUGCAGCUGCCCUGGAGCUGCACCAACGGGUGCACACAGGGGAGAGACCUUACACCUGCCCCCACUGUGGAAAGGGCUUUGCCCAGCCCAACAACCUGCGUGUCCACCUCCUCAUCCACACUGGGGAGAGGCGUUAUCGAUGUUCACUAUGUGGGAAGAGUUUCAUCUCAUCCAGCCAUCUCAAGAGGCACCGCACAGUCCACACGCAGGAGAAGCCCUACAGCUGCUCACGCUGCGGACAGUCCUUCAGCCAAAUGUGUAGCGUCCGCAGACACCGGCAGCAGUCCCAGUGUGGCCUGUAGACAGGCUACUGGAGGGGAUGGAUUUCAUCUGGAAGGGAUACUCGUACAGUUUGGACUCUGAAGGGUGAAUGAUUGAAAUCCCUUCAUAUGGGAAUUAUAGCAUCUUAUGUGAGUAUGUAAGCACGAGCAAAUGAGAAGCAAGGCUGUAUCCUGUCAUGUCAUGGCACAUAGAAUUGAUAUAUGUCUUAAAUUAUAGCAGUAAUAUGUGACUUCUGUUUUUUAAGGUUUUUUUUCCCCCUCAAGCCCUCUGAUUCUUUUCUUACUCCUUGUUUCAAACUGACGAGACCACAGAGUGGACUAUACACGAGUGCCUGGACAGUGUUUAUAGCACUUUACCUGUCAUUUGUCAUUAAAUUGUCCUGUUUGUGACAGACUGUCUGGUUUACAUAACUUACCCAUGUGUGCUGAUCUAGAAGAGAGUUAGUCUUAGUUUAGCACGACAAAGCUGCAAUGGCUGCAAUAUAAUCCUUUUGGGCAACUCCAAAUGUCAAAGUUAUGUCCACUGCUUGUUCUUGUCACUUACAAGCUGAGGUAGUGCCUAUAAUGACAAUAUUACAGAAAUCAUUCCUGGAGAGAAACCUUUUUGUUAAAGUGUAAUUUUUUUUUGUCUCUUUGAAGGAGUAAACUGUCGUGUCUUGUUCUGAAAUCUCACAGGUGAGAUGUUACAGUUAUUGCCUCAUCUAGAUUGUCCUAAUCGGUUUAAUAGUCAGCUAUGACUUAAAAAUCCUUUAUUUAACUAAAAGGUCUCUCCAGAAUCAUCUCCAUAAUAUUGUCAGAUACUCAGAAUAACAACCUGAGCCUAUCAGUGACAAAAACGCUGUUAGAUAAUGCAACUUUGACAGUCAGUUUCCCCAAAGGAUUACUUUGUAGUCGUGUCGAGGCUGCCAGCUGAGGAGAUCUGCUAUACUGAUUCCUAAACUUUUGUAGUAUGAAUAGUUUACUUACUAAACAUGUAAAUAAAGGACCCAGGUUUAGAAAUAUUGGAAUUCCCCUUUUUAAGAAAGAAAGAAAAAAAUUUGGGCCUGUUUCAAAAGCCAGAUUCAUAUUUCUAGACAUUGCCAACCGUUGUUUGUUUUAGGGCUGCUGGGACUCAGAUAUGAAAGGAUGCCUGUAUGGUUAUUUAGUCCUUGAUCUCAGUAUUGAAUGUUCAGAAAGA